Molecule: messenger RNA, 9917 nt
Organism: Ostrinia furnacalis (Asian corn borer)
Lineage: Eukaryota; Metazoa; Arthropoda; Insecta; Lepidoptera; Crambidae
Gene: Ncoa6
Product: Nuclear receptor coactivator 6
Exons: 15
Coding region: 229-5361 (1710 amino acids)
Biological process (GO): positive regulation of transcription by RNA polymerase II
Cellular component (GO): histone methyltransferase complex; nucleus; transcription regulator complex
Source: RefSeq, a predicted model, not a curated record
GCGCAUGUCAAGUUGAAAAUUGCAAAUGGCGGCCGUUGUUAUUGUUCGUACCGAAUUAACUAUUUGUAAAAUAUAUACCAAUCUUUUUAGCGAUUUAUCUACCAAACUGUUAUAUUGAUGCGAUGCUAUAACUUCUUAUAAUUCGGCGCGACGCGUUUUAUGAUGAUUUGGGACACAAGACAAUAAAACUUUUGUGGAAUUGAGCGGAAUGUGACAUUGUAUGAGAGUAUGGCAGCGGACAGCGACGGGCUGGUCUCGGGCGGCGGGGCGUGCGGCGUGGUGGUGACGUGCGAGGGCGACCUGCGCGACCCGCGCUUCCCCGAGCGCCUGCGCCGCCUGCUGCGCGACCUGCGCGCGCUGCUCGCGGAGCCGCACCCGCACACCCUUAAAGUUAACAAGGGCGACCUGCGCGACCCGCGCUUCCCCGAGCGCCUGCGCCGCCUGCUGCGCGACCUGCGCGCGCUGCUCGCGGAGCCGCACCCGCACACCCUUAAAGUUAACAAGGUGGAGCCGUGGAACUCAGUGCGCGUGACGCUGUCGGUGCCGCGCGCGGCCGCCGUGCGCCUGCGAGCGCUGGCCGCCGCGGGCGCGCCGCAGCUGCUCGCGCUCGGCAUCCUGUCGGUGCAGCUGGACGGCGACGCGGCGGUGUCGCUGCGGCUGUCGCACGGCGCCGAGCUGCGCAUCAACACCGACGCGGACGAAGCGAGCACCAGCACCGCUUCGCGACCGCAAGCGAACGCGGAACUGCUAUCCAACCUCGGCGGCAUCGGGCGCCUCAUCAGCGAGGAGCAGCCGUCGACCAGCGCGCCGCCGGAGCCGCCGCGCGACAGCUUCAAGUCGCCCAACACCGUCUGCCCGAUGGACGGACGGAUACCGCCCUCCAUCCCGCCCGCUGCUGAUCGUUGCGAGUUCCCCUUCGGGAGCAUGACGCAGGCGCGCGUCAUACACCGCAAGGAGAACACGCUGGGUGAGUCCAGAACCUUCCAGUCACAUCGUCAACACCGUGACCCGAUGGACGGACGGAUACCGCCCGCCAUCCCGCCCGCUGCUGAUCGCUGCGAGUUCCCCUUCGGGAGCAUGACGCAGGCGCGCGUCAUACACCGCAAGGAGAACACGCUGGGCAUCAGCGGCCCCUCGAGCGCGCGGCCGCCCUCAGACGGGCCAUUCGCGCGGCCUUCAACCUCUGCCUUCGCGGGCCCGCCGCCGCCCUACCCCGCCCCCGCCAAGCCUCCGCCCGCGCCGCCCACCGUGGCCAUGUCGUCGCCGCUGCUGGUGAACCUGCUGCAGAACGACGCGCCCGCGCCGCAGCCCCGGCCCAAGCCGCACCCGCAGGCCAAGCUGGAGCGGCUGGACGACGGACAGGUUAGUGUACGAUUGGAUCCAGAGAGGGGCGCUCUAACCCAGGAGAGAGGGGCAUUCAGACCCAGAGAAGAGGGGCACUCAGACCCAGAGAAGAGAGGCACUCAGACCCAGAGAAGAGGGGCACUCAGACCCAGAGAAAAGGGGCACUCAGACCUAAAGGGAGGGACACCCAGAAUCAGGGGGAGAGAGGAACUCAGACCCAGGGAGGAGGGACGCUCAAACGCCAGUGCUAGUGUUAUGAUGCCGCCCACCGUGGCCAUGUCGUCGCCGCUGCUGGUGAACCUGCUGCAGAACGACGCGCCCGCGCCGCAGCCCCGGCCCAAGCCGCACCCGCAGGCCAAGCUGGAGCGGCUGGACGACGGACAGCACUGCGUACUGUCCUGUAGCAUUGCUAAGGUUAGUAUGUACCCCGCGCCGCCCACCGUGGCCAUGUCGUCGCCGCUGCUGGUGAACCUGCUGCAGAACGACGCGCCCGCGCCGCAGCCCCGGCCCAAGCCGCAGCCGCAGGCCAAGCUGGAGCGGCUGGACGACGGACAGAACGACGCGCCCGCGUCUCAGCCCCGGCCCAAGCCGCAGCCGCAGGCCAAGCUGGAGCGGCUGGACGAUGGACAGGUUAGUACAAUCAGUGCUAGUGUUAUGAUGCCGCCCACCGUGGCCAUGUCGUCGCCGCUGCUGGUGAACCUGCUGCAGAACGACGCGCCCGCGCCGCAGCCCCGGCCCAAGCCGCAGCCGCAGGCCAAGCUGGAGCGGCUGGACGACGGACAGCAGGCGGGCCCAGCAUACCGCGUGCCCGCGCCCAACGCAACCGUCGUAGGGCGGGCGCGUUUCCCCGCCUUUGCAUCGUCGCCGCCGCCCUACCGCCAGCAGGCGCCGCGCCCGCGUCCGCCCACGCCGGCCCAGCACCAGCCGCAGGCCAGGUUCUCUCCCGAAGACCUGAAGGUGCUGCUGCCGCCGUCUACCACGUCAAUGGACCAGAAGACCAGGUCGAGGUUCCAGGAGUUCCAAUGGAUCCAGCAGCAGUACAUAGCGACGCAACGCGCGGCCAGCGACUGGUCCGAGCCGUACCGGGACACGCUGGACCUGCCCGAGCUGCCCGACGCGUGCGACCUCGACACGCUGCUGCCCUCGCUCGGCGCCGACCUCAACCUCGACCUCAACCUCGACCUCGACGAGCCGGCAUACGAGCGAGACGCCAUGCCGCCGCCGCCGCCGCCCGCCUUCAAGCCGCCGCCGCCGCCGCCCGCGAGGCACGCGCGCACCGCCACCGUCGGCUCCCAGGCCUCCGCCCACGAGAUCGAGGAGCAGAGCAAGCAGUAUCUCAUCAAGACCCUCAUGCGUGACGACGAGCCCGCGCCUGAGCCGCCGCCGCCUCCGAAAGAACCCGAAAAGGACGAACCUCCUGUUCCGACUCCCGUAAAAGAACUAAUAACUCCUAUAAAGAGAGAAAACUGCGUCGAACCAGAAGUGUUCGGCAUCGCCAAGAUCACCACCACAGAGGAGGACACCAAAAAGGCUGAGGAGGAACUCAAACUUAAGAAUAAACUGAAGAAAGAGCGGGAGGAGAAACUCGCGCAGAAGGGCGGCAAGCCGCGCACCGCCGGCGCAAAGGAGAAGCCCGCCACGCUCAAGGACAAGAUCGUGAGGGAUGGGAAAACCAAAGUUGCCUUACCGCGCCCGCCAGCCGCCGCCAAGGCGCCAGCGACACCCGACGCUCCUAAAUCGCCGCCCGGAGAAAAGGAAUCCAUCAAGCUGAGACUAAAACUCGAUAAGAACGAGCCUGUUUACAAAGCGGACGUCAGCUUCGUCAACCAACCCCCCAAGGGCGACAAACCCACGGACGGCGAACUCCGAGUCCCUCCCUUACACAUAAGCCUGAGAGGACGAAACUCCGCCGUCAUCAAGAACUCCAAAAAGGAAAAGAAAAAGUUCAGCUUGGGCGACAUGCAGUCCAAGAAAAUCAAAAUCCGGAAAGCCCUCGAAACGGACGAGAAACCGCAUCGGAGGGAUUCGGAAGAAGCGCAAUCGCUCGCGUCCAAAUCGAGCGAUAGCACAGAAAAGACUGAUGAGUAUUUAGUCAAGAGCAUUAAGCUGAACAACCACUAUGGGGAGGGCGACGGGAUCAAGCCCGAGAUCAUCGCGGCAGGCGACAACAACGUCGUGUAUCGCAUGAAGACGAUAUCCAAGAACUCCCACAUAGUCACCAAGUCGCACGACUAUAAACUCAACAACAAAGUCCCGUUGGACACCCUCAAGCAGAAGAAAAAGUCGAAGCUCCUCGGCGACGGCAAGUCGAUAGAGAAAGAGCGGGACAAAGAGUGGCGGAACGACCUGUUAGAAAAGGAGGGCAAGUACGCUCAAAACGAGGGCUACAGAGAGCCGAACAACCACGAGAAAAAGAAGUUACCGACUCCAAAAGUAGAUAAUGGUGCGAAAUGUGAUAAUAAGUCCAGUGACGGGAAGACAGUGCAAUCGGACACGGAUAGUAGUGAAUGUGUUAAGAGUGGUGUUAUGGAGACUGAGAUAGACAGUUUGUUGCUCAAGUGUUUGGAACGGACGCUAAGUGCGGAGGACGUGGCGGACGCGUCUAAGUUUGUGGAGGCGCGGCGCAGUAGUGAAGGUGACAAUAAGUUGAAACGGACACUGACUGAUAGUGCUAUUACCUCCCCAAACGGACUGCUGGCCUCUGAGAAGAAGCGGAAGACGAGCCAUGGCAGCUGUCCAGUGAUCUGCGUUCCAGAUCCCCCGGGCUCCACCAACGUCGGUACAAUCGUGACGAGUCGGAGCGCCUCGCCGCCGCCCGCGGGCUCGCCGCGCCGCCGCGACCGGCCCAAGGACCGCUCCUACUGCAAGCUGGCUGCCGAGCGCGUCCGGCCCGAAGACACGCCGCGCUCGCCCGCCUCCCAUGCCCAAGGAGAAGACUCGGGAAUCGAGUCCAUGGAUGCAUUAUCAGAGAAGUCCCCCAACCAGGCUUCUCAAUCUCCGCCCGGGCCGCAAAGAAAGGAGCCUCGUGCCCCGUCACCGCCGCCGCCGGCCUUGCUCGAGCGACUCGCUCGUACUGCGCCGCGAUACGAACCCGCGCCGCAACUGCACCUCGGCGACAUCGAGGCAGCGCUAGCUAAGAUGCACGCCGACCACGACCACGACGAUUUGGAGCGGGACCGCGAGUGUGAGCUAGAAAGAGAAAGAGACGGCAACAUUAAUCAUGAGCGAGUCAACGGCGAAACUCCGCGCGAACCGUCGCCGAUACUUCGCGACGCGCCCGCGCCCGACCCCGCCCCCGUUUCCUCACCCCCCCGGUAUCCGUACCAAGAGCCGGCGGCGGAGAACGGCGCGACCGAACCGCCCGCCGAGCUCGACCGCCUGCCACUAAAAGCAGACUUCCCCGACAAGAGCCUGCUCGAGCAGCUGCUCAUCGAGAUCCCCGCGCCCGAAUACAAGCGCGAGUCGCCGUCGCCGUCCGCGCUCGCCGUCGCGCGCUCCUCUGUCCGCACGCGCGCGUCCAGCAAACUCGCUUCGCCCGCGGAACCGCCCGCGGCACCCGCGAAACCGCCCGCGAAACGCAAGCGCCGCGAGUCCGAAAGCUCCUGCGCGUCCACCGUCAGCUGCGAGGAAGGGUUAUCGCCCGCGGGUCGACCUAAGAAAAAGCCGCGCCGCGUCGACGGGCCCAAACCGGUCGCACCGACUCCCCAAGGAAAGCCGAAAAAGGAUUCGGACAGCGACAGCGACGAGCCACUAAUCUGCAAGGUGCGCGGGAAGACACCUAAAGCGGUGACAGCCAAAGCCCCGGGCCGGACUAAGGGCGGGGAGGGCGCGGCGCCCAGACGCUCGGUGCGUCACGGGCCGGCCGCGUCGCCCGCGCCGCCCGCGCCCGCGCCGCCUGCCGCGCCAGCGCCGACCAAUACCACGCCCGCCAGGCGGAAAACUAGGAGUGCUGUGGGCGAAGGCACGCCUUUAGCGGGCGCGGUGCGGCGGCGGCGCGCGUCUCGCGACGGCAAGUGACGGCGGGCCCGCGCGCUCGCCGCGCGUCCGCUGCUGUUGCAGCCGGUGGUGUUCCCGCUAGACUAGUAAAGAUAUAGAAGCGGCGGCGGCUUCCAACCGCGUCACGCCUCGCUCGCACUGGUCGAGAUAUUUAGUCGAGCGACGAGCCUUUAGUCACUAAUACUCGACCAAAUUCGUCCAGUCAUUUAGUGGUGACGAGCCUUUAGUCACUAAAAUACUCGCACUUUGGUCGAAUACAGUUCUGUUUACAAGUGAUUAGUCCAGUCAUUUAGUGGUGACGAGCCUUUAGUCACUAAAAUACUCGACCAAAUUCGUCCAGUCAUUUAGUGGUGACGAGCCUUUAGUCACUAAAAUACUCGACCAAAUUCGUCCAGUCAUUUAGUGGUGACGAGGCUUUAGUCACUAAAAUACUCGACCAAAUUAGUCCAGUCAUUUAGUGGUGACGAGCCUUUAGUCACUAAAAUACUCGACCAAAUUAGUCCAGUCAUUUAGUGGUGACGAGCCUUUAGUCACUAAAAUACUUGACCAAAUUAGUCCAGUCAUUUGGUCGAGCGACGAGCCUUUAGUUACUAACGCCCGUAUUAACAAAAAUUACUAAGAGGUCUCACAGUGCGCAUGGACGCACAGGGUGACACACGAACCAAUCACAGCGCUCUAUUCAACACUGUGCGUUCGAUUUACUGCUUCACAUAAGCCAGCAUCGUUUGUGAAUACGGGCGUAAAAUACUUGACCAAAUUAGUGCAGUCAUUUAGUGGAGUGACGAGCCUUUAGUCACUAAAAUACUCGACCAAAUUAGUCCAGUCAUUUAGUGGAGUGACGAGCCUUUAGUUACUAAAUUACUCGACCAUAUAAUCCGGGCGUUUUCAAGGCGAGAGUGAAUAGGCAGAUAUGUACCAUCCUAGACUGCAUCUCACUUAGACUUAACACCAGGUGCGAUUGCGCUCAUGCGCUCAUUAGUCCAAUAAUUUAGUCGAGUGACAAGCCUUUAGCAACUAAAAUACUCGCACUUUGAUCGAGUAAAGUUUACAAGUGUUUAGUCCAGUCAUUUAGUGAAGUGACUCGCCUUUAUUUACUAAAAUACUCGCACUGACUUCUCGCCUUUCAAAAUGGAUUGGCUCGAAUGAACGAUUUAGUCACCUACUCGACAAAUUUUUUGGUAUUCGGACACGUUUAGCUACCAAAUUACUCACCACUCGCCUAAAUUACUCGACCAGUGUGAACAAGGCUUAACGUACGCCACCGUAGGACCUUACGUUCGAUUAAUAUACCCUUAUAAAGGGUGAUAACUUUUAGUCACUGAUCUAUUGGAAUUUAAUGUGUUAAACACGCCUGUUGUUAAGAAGUUCUAGUUUUUCUUAAUUUUCGUUUGUAGACAUUUUUUAUGUGUUGGAAACCGCUGUCUAAUACUAAAUUGACAUAAAAGACUUAUAAAUGCGUUGUAAAUUAUAUUAUACUUAUACUAAAUCGAUGUCAAUGCAAAAUACGCUGUGCUACGCAUUUUUACUUUGUUGUUUCUUUCACGUGGACUAUAAAUAAAAGCUUGCAAAGUCUAUUUUAGCCUAAUUUACAGAACUUUUUAUAAAAACAGAUUGAGGUUCAUUCAACUCAGAUUUACCAUCUUUUUACUAUGCAAGUGGUUCUUCAUUUCACAUAUUUGAGUCUUACGUGAACAGAAUUCUCGAAUUUUCUAGAAAGAUUUUUAUUGAAAUGUUCUUCUAUAUCUUUACUUCUACAGUAGCACGUAUCUCAUCCUCGACUGCUCAGCAAGCUAUGUUUGGGGGUAGAUUAAGUCCAGAAAGGCUGCAAAAAUAUGUACUAGAUUUUCGAUGACCUUUAGACGCGAAAAUUAAUACAUAUUUAAAGACUUAGCCCGUUUAUAAAUCAAAGAAAACCUUUCCCUUUGAAUUCGUUUUAAUUUUUUUAAGUUUAAUACAUUAUUAUAUUGACAAAAAAUCCUUUUGAUACUUUUAUUUUAUUGUUUUAUCGUCUUUGUAUAUAAAAUCAAAGGAACAUCGGGGCCUCAAGUUAUUUUGACACUAUGCUGUAUAUUUUGACAUUUCUGUUCAAUCACUUCACUACUUUUGACAAAUAAAAUGAAUAAGAUCAUGAACACCGAUUAUUUGGGUAUUUUUUUAUCUUCUAAUUACAUUAUAUCAGACUUAUUACAAUGUCAUAACAGUCGAGGAUGUAAAUAUUUUUUGUAAACAAACUUGUUAAUAUGCGUUUGAAUCACUAAUCCUUGAUGUAGUCAACUGCUGUAAUUAGUUGACAGAAAUGUCAGAUGAUUACAGAAUUUGACGCGACUUUUAUGUUCUCACUGAGAGGGUUUAUAAUAUUCGUCGGCGAAUCUCAAACUUUUGGAAAUAUUAUGAGUAAAAUAAUUCGUGCAAUACUAGAUGAGAUAAUUAAUGUUCAUGAAAAGUGAUUCAAGUGCACAUAUAAAGUGAUUUAUACUAUCACGAGUUGCCUGUAUUUAUAACCAAUUCAACGUGACUGUCGAAUUGUAAUAAGAUGUAAUUAUAAUUUGAUGGUUGUGAUGUUGAUUGGUGUUACGUCAUCAUUGUACAGGUAGAAUGUUGUUAUUAUUGGCCGAGCGCAAAUUCUAUUUUUAAAUGAAUGUAUACUAGAUAAGAAGUUGAAACACAUUUAUUCAUUUUCAAAAAGUAAAUUGUAUUUGUAACUGAUCACGAAAACUUAAUAAGCAUGCUUAAGUCGUGAACACCAAUUCAUUCGGAUAAUUGGGCUUAAAAAUAGGGUAUUUCUAAUGGUUUUGAAAAAUAUAUAAGAAUCUGUAUAAAUGUGUUUUAUACUUUUCACAUCGCGUUUCUUUUUCGAGCAGUUAAGUGUUACAAAGUGAACCGCGGCAUAUUGACUUUAAUUUAGUGAACAAAUCAUGUUACCAUUCACUAUAAAAUCGACUUCUAUAAUCGUAAGUUCAUUUCUUGAGUAAUGUUAAGAGCGAUAUCUCUUUGCCACUAGGCGAGACGCCUUCAGUGGAAGCCUUAGUUUAUUAGUGAAUAGAGAUGUAUCAUUAUUGUACAAAAGAGCACUCGACUUGUAGGCACAUCGUUAUAAUAGUAUAAAUACCCGAGAGAUAUAAAAAUGAAAUAAAUGCAUAAAGUUUUAAAAGAUAUUUUCAUACCUUUUUGCACAUGAAACGGAACGGCGUCCAUGGAAAUGAACGUCGCGUAGUGUAAUUAGUUUUGGCGGGAAGGCGCCAUGUUGGAAUCAGUUCGGUUUUUAAUUACAAAUACAUAGGAUUAGCACCAGUCUACUUUGUUAAACUUUUUUACACUCGUGCAUUUUUUUAACUAUCAAUUUUAGAUGUGAUGUUGAAUUUACGCUGAGAUUCCAAGAUGGCGCGUUCCAACUCAAGACACUGGCUGCUAUUUUAAAGUUAGCGUAUUAUGUAAGUGAAUUCACGACCAAUAAUUGUAAUUUAGUGAAACUUGACAGAUAAUUUCUUAGUGAAAAGAUAAUAAUUGUGACUGAGUGUUUCAAACAGUUGUCUGUUCGGGCUUCCAGUAUCUUAAAACUGUUAUUUUGAUGCCCCUUUUGUUCGUUUGUCCUGUCCACAGUAGUGACCCAAAUUAAUCCCGUCGACCAGUGAUCGUUUUAGAGUAUACUUUAAGCUAGUAUUUUUCUUUGCACUGUAAAUAAGUGACCGAAUUUCUAAAUUGAGUUAGUUUGUUCGUUAGAUUUAGUAUUUAUUGAUCACAAUCAGCUGAGUCACAUGUGGGUCUCGACCCGGUCCGACCCGGCGCCAAUCGCGUCCAUCAAAGUGUAAAUUGAUCACUUCUAAAUUUAACCUUGCAAUAACCAGUUCGUCGAUUAAAAAUUUAGCAUUUAAUACAGUUAGUAUGGUGGACAUGUGUGCUGCACGUUUUCCUUUCGCGGUUCCUAAGUCUUAGGCUGUAUACUCUGAGCAAUAAUAUGUGGGUGUGAAGUUUAAUUGUACCUUUUUGGACAGCUUUUUGGAACAUAGCUUAUCGGUGGUUUUGCAUUAGUUGUCCGUACGGUCCCCGCGGUGACGAUAGGCAGUAGCGUAGGGGCGUAGGGAGCGUGUGUAGUAAGCAGGUGCCUGCCAGUGCCCUAUGAGCGUGACGAAACUUGUUUUUUUUCCUCGUUUUUAUUAGUUUAAAAUUCGAUAAAAUCUCUUGUAAAUUUCUAUGUAUAGAUGGGGAAAUUAAUAUAUGUUAUUAAGUGUUUUCUUUUCGACAUUGGGAGUGGUUGUACAUAGUAUAGGCGGAGGAGCGCGAAGCCUUAUACUGAACCGUGCGACUCGCUAGCUUGUAUCAUAUAGCGUAGUGGAUGAACUCUCAACUAGCUGUGUACAUUGGGUGUAUAGUUAUCCUUAAUUUCUUGUUUUGUUUUUAUUUUCAACUAAUGAUAGUAAUUUAUGCCGAUAAAAUAUCUAUAUUAUACAUUUAUAUAUGUAUGAAGAAAGAGAAAUACAAAAUAGUAUAAAACACUAUAAAUAUAGCAUAGGGGUUACACCACACAUGAGAUAGGUUAUAGUUUUGGUAUGUAAACAUUAUAUAACGUGUAAAUAGGU